This is a messenger RNA of Periconia digitata, 1408 nucleotides long. The record is from the annotation of a GenBank genome assembly. Lineage: Eukaryota; Fungi; Ascomycota; Dothideomycetes; Pleosporales; Periconiaceae.
UAUCACUAGUAACCGGUCUUCCUGUCAAUUGAAAGAAAGAGAGAAAAUGGAGAAAGAGAAUCCCAGAACAGAAGCAUCGAAUGCUGUGCCGUCAAGAACGAACCACUCAUCGACGCGAAGUAUUUCGUUAUUCAGGACAAGAUCAAGAACUCCGGGCGCAUUGGAAAGAGUAGCAUCUCGCCUCACAACCCGGUCCAUUCGAGACCCUGGCCCGCCGCCCGACGGCGGCACGCAAGCAUGGAUACAAGUCUUCUGUGCCUGGCUAGCCAUCAUGAACACGUGGGGCUUUGUCAACUCCUUUGGCGCCUUCCAAACCUACUACUCCGAGAUCCUCCCUCAAACAAACUCUACGAUAUCCUGGAUCGGGUCGACACAAGCUUGUCUCAUGUUCUUUCUGGGGGGCUUUUCCGGCCGUGCUUUAGACGCCGGGUAUUUCCGACCUACUAUCAUCGUUGGGAUCCUACUCCAUCUGCUGGGCAUUUUCGCAAUGAGUUUCGCGACCAAGUAUUGGCACUUCCUCCUGACGCAAGGUAUAUGUACGGGAAUCGGGGGUGGCAUCUUUUUCGUGCCCAUUCUGGGUUUGGUGUCAACUUAUUUUGCCAAACGUCGCGGAUUUGCAAUCGGUCUAGUCACCACAGGUAACUCCGUUGGCGGCAUCAUCUAUCCCACGGUCGUUCGCCAGCUGCUCGGAAAAGUGGGAUUUGGCUGGACGGUCCGGGUCCUAGGAUUCAUCAACGUCGCUGCCCUCGCAGUUGUGAUUGCCUUCAUGAAACCAAGACUCCCGCCGCGGAAGACUGGUCCAUUAUGGGACAUGGCAGCUUUCCGUGACAUUCCCUACUUGCUCCACGUGCUCGGCAUGUGUUUCAUCAUGCCUCCUGUUUACUGCGUAUUCUACUACGUAGCAUCUUUCGCGCGCGACGAACUCGGCAUGUCGUACACGGAAUCGCUCAACCUCGUCAUUCUCCUCAACGGCGUCGGUAUCCCCGCCCGCACGAUCCCCGCCUACGUCGGCGACACCUACAUCGGCAUCCUCAACACCUACAACGCCUUCCUCCUCCUUACCACCAUCGUGCUCUGGUCUUGGCUUGCUAUUGGCUCUAUCCCAUCCUGGUACGCAUUCGCGACGUUGUUCGGCAUCUUCUCCGCGGCAUUUACGGGAAUUUUCGCGGCGACUAUCGCUGCGUAUAGUUCUGACAUCUCCAAGACGGGAACACGAUUGGGGAUGGCAUUUACAGCGGUCGGGCUUAGCUCAUUGAGCGGUGGGCCGUUGAGUGGAGCGAUUUUGAAGGCGAGUGGUGGGUACACUGCGGUGAUUUGCUGGGCUGGAGCAUGCUGUGUGGUGUCGCUAUGUCUCAGCCUUUCGGCGAGAGUGUGGAAGCAUGGUUGGAGUUUAAAGGUAAGGUGUUGA